Messenger RNA from Astyanax mexicanus (Mexican tetra), 5241 nucleotides. RefSeq names its product phosphatidylserine synthase 2 (gene ptdss2). The transcript has 13 exons. Gene Ontology annotation, biological process: phosphatidylserine biosynthetic process. Lineage: Eukaryota; Metazoa; Chordata; Actinopteri; Characiformes; Acestrorhamphidae. Gene Ontology annotation, molecular function: L-serine-phosphatidylethanolamine phosphatidyltransferase activity. The record is from RefSeq and is a predicted model, not a curated record. Bases 941 to 2413 code for a protein of 490 amino acids.
GAAAUCAAAGGCACGCGUGCUCCGCGCGGUGUGUGAGUGUGCGCGCGCGCGAGUCUGACUGUGUCUGUGUGUGAGUGUAGGUUCUCCAGACUGAGCUCUGAGGCGCGGUGUGAGUGUCCUGACAGAUCAGACAGAGGAGUGAGUGAGUGAGUGAGUCAUGUUAGGUCCUCUAGUGAGGAGUGUGUGUUGAGUAUUGUGAGAAUGUGUUGAGGUUGUGUGUUGAGUAUGUUGUAGUGAGGGAUGAGGUUGUGCAGGUUGUGUUGAGGCUGUGUUUUUGAGGUUGAGAGUUUUGUGUUGAGGUUAAUUGUUGUGUUAAAGUUGUGUUAUGAGGUUGUUUGUGUUAAGGUUGAGUGUUAUGAGGUUGUGUGUGUGUUAUGAGGUUGUGUGUGUGUUAUGAGGCUGUGUGUGUGUUAUGAGGCUGUGUGUGUGUUAUGAGGCUGUGUGUGUGUUAUGAGGCUGUGUGUGUUAUGAGGUUGUGUGUGUUGUGGGGUUGCUUUGUGUUGAGGUUGUUUGUUGUGUGUGCAGAUUAUUGUGUUGAGGUUUAGUGUUAUGAGGUUGCGUGUUGAAGUUUGAGUGUUAUAUUGUGUGUAUUGUGUUGUAUUGUGUUUCUGUAGUGAGGGAUGUGAGGGUUCUCUCUCUCUCUCUCUCUCUCUCUCUCUCUCUCUCUCUCUCUCGGGGUUGAGGAGGAGGAGGAGUGCUGGAGCAGCAGCAGCUCUGUGAGGAGACCGAGUUCACAGUAAUAUAUAGAUCAGUGCGGGCUGAGCCGCUCUGAGAGGAGAGCGCUGGCCGGACCAGGAGCGCGGCUCUCGUUCUCAGAUCAGUCCGCUAACCGCUGAACCAGAAGCGCCGCCUGUCCGGAGCUCCUCUGUGGACUCUGUGCUUCGCCCAAAGACAGGCUCGUAUCUCCGCUGUAUCUGGGAGCUCUCGCAGCUGCAGCGCCAUGGCCAAGGCGGAGUCGAAGCGGGGCGGCUCGGCGCUGCUGAUCGCCGGUAGAUCCGGCGCAGAGGAGCAGGUGAACGGCGCGGCCGAGCCGGCUGUCCCCGGGCUCAGAGCUGCCAAAGCGGCGCACACACGAGAGGCCUCGGGCCGCCGGAGCACCGAGUGCGAAGUGUUUGAUGACGGGACCAAUACGUUUUUCUGGAGAGCACACACCCUGACUGUGUUGUUCAUACUGACAUGUGCUUUGGUUUACGUGACCCUGCUGGAGGAGACCCCACAGGACACGGCCUACAACACUAAAAGAGGAAUUGUGGCGAGCAUUCUGGUGUUCCUUUGCUUUGGAGUGACACAAGCCAAAGACGGUCCUUUCUCACGACCACAUCCAGCAUAUUGGCGUUUCUGGCUCUGUGUCAGUGUGGUCUACGAGCUCUUUCUUAUUUUCAUCCUUUUCCAAACUGUGCAGGAUGGGCGACUCUUUAUGAAGUACAUUGACCCAAAACUGGGGGUUCCUCUGCCAGAGAGAGACUAUGGAGGAAAUUGUCUCAUCUAUGACCCUGGGAACACUACAGAUCCCUUCCACAACAUCUGGGAUAAGAUGGAUGGUUUUGUUCCUGCCCAUUUUCUUGGCUGGUAUAUUAAGACACUGAUGAUCAGAGACUGGUGGAUGUGUAUGAUCAUUAGUGUGAUGUUUGAGUUUUUGGAAUACAGUCUAGAGCACCAGUUACCAAACUUCUCAGAGUGCUGGUGGGACCAUUGGAUUAUGGAUGUUCUGGUGUGUAAUGGUUUGGGUAUAUACUGUGGCAUGAAGACGCUCGGCUGGCUUUCUAUGAAGCCGUACCAGUGGCAGGGACUGUGGAACAUUCACACAUACAAGGGCAAGAUCAAGCGCAUUGCAUUCCAGUUUACCCCAUACAGCUGGGUAAAGUUUGAAUGGCGGCCAGCAUCGAACCUUAGAAGAUGGCUGGCAGUGUUGGGAAUCAUCUUUAUGUUCCUGCUGGCUGAGUUGAAUACAUUCUAUUUGAAGUUUGUGUUAUGGAUGCCUCCAGAACAUUACCUGGUGCUGCUGCGACUAGUGUUCUUUGUUAACGUUGGUGGAGUGGCCAUGAGGGAAAUCUACGACUUCAUGGAUGACCCGAAAUUCCAUAAGAAGCUGGGUCAGCAGGCGUGGCUGGUGGCGGCCAUCACAGUGACGGAAUUCCUGAUUGUGGUGAAGUACGACCCCAAAACCAUUACGCUCCCGAUUCCUUUCUUUGUCACACAGUGCUGGAUUUUGGGCAUUCUUCUCAUCUUCACCUGGACGCUAUGGCGCUUCUUCAUCCGUGACAUCACACUCCGUUACAAAGAGACACGAAGACGUAAACAGGAGAAUUCAGUGGAGCGGGAGAAGCCCCCUGGCAACGGAAAUCCUGCGACAGCUUCAGGACGCAGCAAACUGAAUGGCAACACGGACUCUGUACGGCAUCGGAAGCCUUGAGGACAGGCAUUGGUGUUACACUGCACAGUCGUCACAUACACACACACUGAACACUGUAUGUGUUGUUUAUUGUUUUUUUUUUCCUGUUCGAGUGUGUGUGUCUGUCUGCCUGUCUUCCUGUGACUGUCUGAACCAUUCCAAUGCUGACUUGCUGUUAAACACACACACAGGACUGGUGGUGAUGGGUGCCAAUCGUUAGUUUGUUAGUUUAACCAAACUAAGGGAAUAUGAAGAUAAAUGUACAAAAGUUAACGAUAAUUUGAUCUUUUUUUUUUUUUUUGAGCGCAUGUAAAUUGGUCAAAUCCGUCAAAUGCUGUAUGCUGCCUCAGGCACGCACAGCAUGACUACUCUGGAUAGGUGUGUGUGUGUGUGUGUGUGUAUAUGUUUGUGUGAGAGAGGGGAGAGAGAGCGAUGAGAACAUACUGUUCCUUUAGUUGCCUUAUAGUCCAUUUUGACUGGACUAUUCACACAUGCUCAUAAAUGUGACUUCAGUUCCAGGGUUAGGAGGAGUUUUGGAGUUUUUUUUGAUUUUCCAUAGUUUUUUCUUUUUGCUGCUAUGCAAUGAGACACUAGAGUAAGUAGAAUUGAACUCUAUACACAUAUUCUCAUGGGUUAGGCUUUAACUCUAAAGAUCUCUGUGCUGGAGUACUGCUGUUACACAGCUUAAUAUGCUGGAACACACACACACACACAAAAAACACUCUUCGACAGCAGGAUUGCUCUGUUUUACACUGCGUUAAACAGGGAACACUAUUCUCUCAGGAGAAAAAACUUUUUUUUUUGUUCCAUUAGGUAUUUAUCCUCCGGAGUUAAGCAGGAUAGUGUGUGCUUCAGCUACGUAGCAUUUAUUUCACUAAGUAAACUGACAGAGGUAUAGGCACUAGCUAUAGUUAGCUACCGGUAAUAUCAGUUCCCAGCACACAUGCACAUAUGUAUAUAUGUAUGUAUGCAUGUAUGUAUGUUUUUGUAUGAACACCUUGUUUCAGCUUUCAUUUAUUGUCUAUCAGCUCCACCGAUGAUAAAGGAACACUUUGUAGUUCUAUAAUUACAGCCUGUAGUCCUUCUCUUUCUCUGUACACUUUAUUAUCCGCCUUUUACCCUGUUGUUUAAUCAUCAGGACGGUGGUGGUCAUUCUUAGCACUGCAGUGAAGCUGGCAUGGUGGUGGUGUGUUGUGCUGGUACGAGUGGUCAGACACAGCCGUGCUGCUGGUGUUUUUAAACACUGCUGGACUGAGAAUAGAUAUCAUACAUAAAAUACCCGGCCAUCAGCAUCCUGUGGGUAGCAUGCUUUAACCACUGAUGAAGGACAAGAGGAUGACUACAUAAACUAGUUUACGCAGUGCUUAAAAACUCCAGCAGUACUGCUGUGUCUGAUCCACUUGUACCAGAGCAACACACUGUACUAACACACAACCACCAUUCCAGUGUCACUACAGUACUAAGAAUGACCCACUGACUAAAAAAUAAACCUGUUCGUAUUGUAGUGUAUGUAGAGAAACAGAAGACUACGUCUGUUAAUACAGAACUACAAAUUGUCAUGUUUGGUAAGUGAAGCUGAUUAGACGGACAUUGAGUGUAGAAAGAAGUUGAUCAGAAUAUUCUAAUAUGAAUCUGUCAUAUAUAGUUGGUGUCACACAAAACUCUUGUCUCUGUGUUUGCCAUUGAUCACUUUUUGCCAUCUACACAUUGUGUCAAAACAUCUUGAUUAAGGACCAAUAGAAAUGCUUAAUUGAAAUGUAAUGUAAAGAUGCCAUUUUGUAGAUACAUUUUUUUUGUGUGACAGCAACAGUAUACAUACAAGAUACAUACAUGUAGAUAGAUAUGCAAGCAGACUUGGAGAAGAGGACAAUCACUCUGAACUGACUGAACAGAUUGUCAACCUGCUUGGACCAAACGUGGGAGAGGAGGAGGGGGUCAGUCCACUUUAUACGCUAUCAAUCUGUUAAAGCCAAACUCUGCCCCCCCCUCUCCCCAACUACUCCUGUAAGCCAUUAACAUUACAAAGUUCUCCAUACGUUUAUGCCAAUGAUGUCUGCUUGCACUUUGUGCUUUGUGUGUAUGAUGACUAAACUCAGUGGGAACUUGAGUCAGCUCUCGUUCCUGGCUGAGGGAGUGUUAAAUAGCCUCAAUUUUUGACUGCGUAAGAGAAUAUUUCAUAUAGACUGUUUUAGUUUUAGCUAGUCACACAGCUGCACAGUCAGUGGACCAACAUUUACAAGAUGGUGCUAGAUGAUAGAUGAAAAUUAAACACUGUUGCGUCAUGUAAACAGUUCCGUACAGCGAACGCCGGAACCAUUCGGGUUUCACUGUAUUCCAGCAUGAAAGUUAUGGAAAGUUAAAGAUUUUAUAGGUCAAUGACUGGUGAAGCAGGGUUCUACCUGCUGUGUAGAGGAAACGUUUUCAUCUCAAUAUCUGUGGUGAUUUGAAAUUAAGUCUCUAGUUGUUGGAAGGGUCAGGGCUAUACAAGAAUUUUGUAUAAAUGCCCUACAUACCCUCCCUUUAUUCUGCUGUACCAGUGCGUGAUGGUGUCAAUGUGUGUAUUUUAAAGGUUAGGGGAAAUGUUAAAACUGUCCAGGACUGCCUCAUGUGAUGUAGAACACGCUGAUGCCAUUAUAAUCUUACUGUGAAUGUAAACUUAUGACCUAGAUGUUUGCAGAACAGGGCUGUUGGUGCCCUCCAUGCAAAAUUUUACUACAUAUGUACUGAGUUUAUGUAUUAUGCUAGGUAUAUGUUUUCUGGAUGUAAGUAAGUGGCAAAAAAUGUUGACAUUCUUAUCAGUUAUUUGUUCAGUAUUAUUUUUUGUUUUAAAAAUACAUUUUGCUCUCUGA